Molecule: messenger RNA, 4083 nt
Organism: Haliotis rubra (blacklip abalone)
Lineage: Eukaryota; Metazoa; Mollusca; Gastropoda; Lepetellida; Haliotidae
Product: probable glycosyltransferase STELLO1
Exons: 5
Coding region: 1232-3730 (832 amino acids)
Source: RefSeq, a predicted model, not a curated record
AAAUUAUGAGGAUUCGCAAUCUUAAUUUCACUUUAUUUGAUUUACCGUGAAAUUCAUCGGUACUUUUUCAUUGCAAACAUACUAUAGUUAGUUAUUGGUUUUAUUUAACGUCGCACGCACAACUAAGGUAUUUCGGCGACGGAGUAGUACACUUUUUAUGAAAUGAGGGGGAACAGAAAAUAGAAAUGUUAAAAGUGUGGUGUUACUAAAGAACAACAACAACAAAAACCGACUAUUAAGGGAACUUUAAAUGGGAGGCCGAAAUAAAUCUUCCAAGGGGGUCUUAGGUCGUUUAUAUCUGUAUAGAUGUUCAACCUGUAAAGGUAAUGUCUUCCAGCAACAGCACGCGAAAACAAAUUGCUCAUGCGUCCCCCGAGCACAUUGUUCCACUUCUGAAAUAAUGAAAGGUGUUAACGACAUCUUAUUAAUCUCUUAAACAAGAGUUUCUUAAAUGAGUUAAUCUGCUCUAGAAAUACAAACUCGGGUUACUGCCCUGGAGGUAGUUGCGAAUUAAAGUGGCAGACAUUGUUUUUACUUCCAUUUGUCAGGGAAUUUCACACAUGCACGUGUUGUUUUAGGAAUAGAGCUAAUUAAUUGUGCUGACUUUGACAUCUAAUAAGCUCGAGUUGUGGCAAGGAGCCCUUCAAAGUUAAUCCCCUUUCAGACGCUGAUAUUGUUCCGUCACCUCAUUUGUGGAAUUGAUCACCGUUAUAAGCUGACCGUAGUAAAUCUGACCGCACGGGACAUUGGCCUCAACCAGAAGCCGACGUUAAACUUGAAAUCAUCAUCAUCUGACCGCAACUCAGUUGUAGCUAUUUAACAGCCGACACGGGACACAGACGGAUAUGACCACGUGAACAUCGAUCCGCAUCGAGACUUGACAAUACGAUACACCAGGACCGUGUUUGUAAGUCAUUGCUGGUAAGACACCAAUAUCGUAUUACCCGGUUUCACAAGCCACACCUGAAUUGAACGCGAAUACCAGGUCACAUCGAUCGCCUGGGUGUGCUUGCUGGGUGAAGUUAACACAAGGAUAUAUCAGGUUCCAUAGCUGUAUAGGAUAUAGGCAACUUGUUAAAAACAAACUCCUGUGUAUCUGAUGUGGUGGUAAAGAAGAGCACACCUGUACGUUGUCAACAAGAAAGUUUUACCGACGACUGAUGUGGAAAGGAGACCGCUUGUGGAUUUUUUACAAAACCAGUUUGGAGUGUCGCCAUAGAAGGGCUUAUUCAUGUAUGGGAUAAAGAUGUUGACGAAAACCUUCCGUGAUCUGAAGCGUUACAGGCCAGUCGACAUGCGCAAAAGGAAUUUGAAAAAAGUAUGGAUCCUGCUGAUAGUCAUGACAUUUGCAACUUACUUCCUGCAAAACUGGUUCUGUUUCACGCCUCCAGUACCGGACCUUGACCCUCGGGGUCAUCCACACAAACCACAUAGCAACCAGCACAAUCAGCCGGAAAAAGCGGGCACUCAACACAGAAGGAAGUUAAAUGAUCCGGAAAUAGAUUACAAGCAAAUGGAACCAAUAGUUGCACCAGAUAGACAACAGAUACAACCACAGCAACAACAGAAGAGGCAACUCCAAAUUAAUCUGGAUUCCAAAACCAACAAUAAAACACUCAACGCUGGGGCCAGUUCCGUGACAAAACUUGAGAGCUGGAUAGUCGUACUUUCUUCAAACGAAUGUGACGUCACUCACUUCAACAAAAUACCAGGAUGGAAAGUGGUCGUUGUCGGCAAGACUCCGAAAGGGUGCAAGCCUUCCAGCGCCUCUCACUGCACAUACCUCAACUCUGGGAAGGUGAAAUCCCUCGGCUAUGCUAUUUCCAAACUUCUCUCAGGAAACUCAGACAGCAUGAAGAUGAUUGGUUACCUGUAUGCCAUCUCCAAAGGAGCCACCGUCAUCUACGACACGGAGUGUCACAUCUUUCCCAAAUUCAACCGUUUGGACUUCGCAAUGUCUGGCAACACCAGCAGUCUGGCAUUUGCUGAUGGCCCCAUCUUUAAUCCAUAUGGUCAUUUUGGAUAUCCCAUGUUAUUCCCCCAAGGGUUCCCCCAGAACGCGCUGUAUGUCAAGGGUCCCCAUCGCUAUCGUAUAGUGGACAUAGAGGUCCCGCUCAUUCAACAAGGUCAAGUGAAUUUCAUGUUAGGAAAGCAGGACGUGUCGUAUCUUAAACUCACCAAGGACCACAAUAUUACAUUUGACAGGUCAUCCCCACCCGUCUGUCUGUCGGGCAAUAGGUUUGGACCAAUCGGCUCCAUGAACACCGUGUUUCUUUACAAAUCAUUUCUCACUAUGUUCCUGCCUACCAAAUGCAAAGGUUCCUGUAGCUCAGUAAGAGGAUACUUUGCGCAAAGACUCUUGGCGGAAAUUGGUGGUAGUACUGGAUUCCUGUCCUCCACAGCUUACUCUUUAACCCAUCCUACUGGUAACAGCAAAUUUGUGAUUGGUAAGCAGUCAACAGACAAGAGCACUGAAAAUUUAAUCGGCUUGUUGAAGAACUGGAAAUGCACCCCAAGUCUCAGCAUGUUUGCGUGUGCAAAAUCUCUUGUUGAUCACCUCGUGAAGCAUUCGUUCAUGUCCAAGAAAGACAAAGCCUUGUUUGACGCAUGGGUCACAGACUUGAAGAAGCUUAAAUUCAAAGAACCAAGACGAAGAACCAUUGCCGAUGUUGAUUCCAAUCCCACCAUGUGGAACCCUCAGUUAACGUAUGCAUCGUCAAGAACUAUCCCAGCAGAGAUUUUGUUAGGCACUGACACAACCCAAAAGCAUAUUUCAAAGCAUAUUUUCAAGAAACUAUACGACACGUGUCCUAAACUGAAGUAUACCCUCUCGGAUUGGCUCAAUGCCCCAAUAACAGACAUCAUGCUGGUUGUGAUAUUAAAUUAUGAAUUUCUUCAUAAAAAUCUCGCCUACCUAGAAUUUUCUCACAGGAGAUAUUUCAGACAUAUUAUGUAUUGUGGGCCAAGCUACCCCGGGUUUGACAAAAUUCUAAAAGAGACGAAUAUGGAACAUAUUACAUACGUUGAAGGUGUGGAGAAAGACUCGUGGUUUUUUAUAUACACGUGCCUCAUUCAUGCAGCGAAUAUGAGGCUAAAUGUAAAGGGUUAUCUCUAUAUGGGGGAUGACAUCCUCCUUAAUCAUUGGAAUCUUGUUGAUCUCCCAAGAGACACAUUCUGGAUGCCAAUGCCUGUAGCCUAUGUCGAAAGGAAUCAUACAAGCAAAUAUUGGUGGUACUAUUGGAAUAAGCCCAUUGGAAGGAAGGCUGCGAAUCUCUUUAUAGAUGACUUACAAACUUCCGCGAAGAAGAACCCCAAUGAUGCAAUUUUGAACAAUUUUUUGAAAGAGUAUGAUAAAAAUGUCAAUCUUAGCAGAGCUGUUCAUCGAUCAAUUGAUGUGUUUUAUGCUCCUGCUCGUUAUAAUGCAGAACUGAUCAGACUUGGGAAGAUGUUCAGGAAACAUAAUACCCUGCUUGGUCUAACAAUUCCUAUGCUGCAUGCUGGUCUCGCUAACUUCAAAGACUCAUUUCACCUCAAAGGGAAGAGUCUAUGGAAGAAGGACAGAUCAAAUAACCUGGAUGCGUUCAAGGUUGACUCUCAUUAUAUUCAUCCUUUCAAAGCAGGAACAGAUUUGGACAGGAAAGAAGGAAAACACUUCUUUUGUGAUUAUUAUUUUCCACUUUCGGAAUCGAAGUUAUUAGAGAUAAGGAACAAAUUGCACAAGAAUAGGUAAAACAAAGUCCCAGGACGAUUAUGACGAUUGUCAGAGAAGAACUUGUGAAAAAAUAUAAACAUAAAUUGUCUCAUCACAUUUAUCCUGAACAAAAAACAGAAAUGUGUGUAUAGUGUUUUGUGGAAUUGGGUGGACGAAAAUGUGUUUUGAAGUGGAGCACAUGAAUUGCCUUGGGAAACUGGGUGUCAUGAAUGGUGACGUUUAUAUGUGUUUGUGGGUGCUUAUUGUGGACAUGACGUGCAAUGCUCAAUGGACAUUUCUGUAAAUAUCGAGCCAAAUUGUACUUUUAUGAAAAUAUAAUAUAUUAUAAUAUAUUCACACAGUGGGAUUUCGUAAUAAAAUAUGGAAUUACA